GGGUCACGUAGCGAGAGUGCUCAGCAUGAAGCGGCUGUUGGGGGGCGGCGCGUGCCUCUCCCGCUGCUGCCCUCUUCUCCUCCUCCUCGCGCUCCUGCGGCUGGGCUCGAGCAGCGGCGCGUGCCCCUGCGGCGACCCCGCGCUCUGUCGCCCGAUCGCCGGCACCCAGGAGUUCGAGGUCUUUGUGUUUGAUGUUGGAAGAAAAACGUGGAAGUUCUAUGAUUGGUCACAGAUUACAACUGUGGCAGCUUUUGGAAAGUAUGACCCUGAGCUAUUGUGUUAUGCUCAUUCUAAAGGAGCCAGGGUAGUACUAAAAGGAGAUGUACCUGUGAAGGAAAUUAUUGACUCUGCUAACAGAACAGCCUGGAUAGCACGACAGGUGGACCUGGCCAAAAAGCAGUAUAUGGAUGGAAUUAAUAUAGACAUAGAGCAAGAAGUUAUUGCGAUGUCACCUGAAUACUAUGCAUUAACAGCUUUGGUUAAAGAAACUACUGAUGCUUUUCAUAGAGAAAUUCCAGGAUCACAGGUCACCUUUGAUGUGGCUUGGUCUCCAGCAUGCAUAGACAAAAGAUGCUACAACUACAGUGGGAUUGCAGAUGCCUGUGAUUUCUUGUUCGUGAUGUCUUAUGAUGAGCAGAGUCAGGUCUGGACAGAAUGUAUUGCAAGAGCCAAUGCUCCCUACAAUCAGACCUUAGAUGGAUAUGAUGACUACAUUAGUAUGAGCAUUGAGCCUAAGAAGCUUGUGAUGGGUGUUCCCUGGUACGGCUAUGAUUAUAGAUGUCUGGAUUUGUCUAAGGAUCACGUUUGUUCCCUCCCAAAUAUUUCUUUCCGAGGGGCUCCAUGCAGUGAUGCUGCAGGGCGUCAGGUCACCUAUGGAACAAUAAUGAAGCAGGUGAAUAGUUCUAUUUCUGGGAGCCUGUGGGAUGAGGAGCAGAAGGCUCCAUAUUAUGAAUAUAAGGACUCUCUUGGUCAUUUUCAUCAAGUAUGGUACGAUAAUCCACAGAGCAUUUCCCUGAAGGCAACGUAUGCAAAGAAACGUGGUUUAAGGGGUAUUGGCAUGUGGAAUGGAAAUUGUCUUGACUACUCCAGAAGUUCUGUAGCAGAGCAGCAGACUGAAGCAAUGUGGCGAGCCUUGAGACCAUAGCAACUAUAUAAGAUAGUGAACACUACCUCUGGAUUUAGAAUGUAGAAAAUUAAUUGGUAGUUAUGGCUAAUAUUCUGUAUUAUGCCUUCUUGCAAGCAUGCACUGGUUACAAGCAAAACUUCAUCUUGUCAGUCUCUGCUUAAGGCAGUAUUUUUAUACCUUAGAAAGUAUUUAACAUUGCAUUAACACUGUUUUAACAGGUUCUGGUUAUUCUCAUUUUCAUAACUGGCAUCAGACCUUGAACUCGACACUCAUAAUAUAUAUUAACAACAUAUGUAUGUUGAAUCAUUUAAAAGAGAGCAUAUGAGAAUGAGGUGUUCUGCUCAACACAAAUGCUUUUAACACAGUUACUGUUCUUUAUUCUGUAAACUUUAUAUCUAAAAAUAUACACCGACGAGUUGUGAAGGUUUUAAUUAUUUGUAGAAUUUAGCUUUGUUGCCAGUGAAACUGAAGAAUUCAAUAUUCUUUUUAUGUUUACAUAAUAUUGUGAGGUUUUUUACAACUUCAAAAGCCAGAAAACCUCAGGCUUCAAAGAAAGCUUGCACCCAUUUUGCUCAAAGCUGCAUUCUAAAGUGUAUAUGAUAAGCAUUUCUUAUGACCUGUCUAAACACAUUGAUUUCAUAAUUAACAUUUUUAAGUGUCUACAUUUUUGAAUUAGAUGAUUGUAGUCACAGUACCGCUGUGAUUUCUGAUGCUAGUGAAAAAAUCUGUCUUUAGAUAAAUUUCAUGUAGAUCUUGCCGAGAGAAGAAUCCUGCAUCAGUAGAGAGAUGGAUUGGAUAAUCUAAUAGAUAAUUUUUCAUCUUGAAAUUCUGUGAUUCCUGACAACUAAGAGGAUAGAUUCCUUGAUCUAGAGUGGUGUUUUUCAAAUUUCUUUACACAAAACUCAGGCUGAAUAAAAGGACCCUAUGUUCAUUUCUAGUUGCUUAUAAAAUGUGAAAAUAUUCAGAAUGAGAAUCUCAGGUUAGUCAUAAUAUUUUCUGAUGAUAAUUCAUUGUGCCAGGGGAAUUUUGAAUGAAAUAUUAAAAUAUUUGCAAACA
Messenger RNA from Emys orbicularis (European pond turtle), 2182 nucleotides. RefSeq names its product chitobiase (gene CTBS). Gene Ontology annotation, biological process: chitin catabolic process; oligosaccharide catabolic process. The coding region runs from base 26 to 1144 and encodes 372 amino acids. Gene Ontology annotation, molecular function: chitin binding; chitinase activity. NCBI's taxonomy places the organism in Eukaryota, Metazoa, Chordata, Testudines, Emydidae. The record is from RefSeq and is a predicted model, not a curated record. The transcript is spliced from 7 exons.